AUGAUAUCUCGGUGGCUGUUGCUUGUGGUUGGUUUGCUGCUGGCAUGGUCCACGCAACCAGCCACGGCCAAGGGGGAUAAACCCAAGGUCUCCUCAGAGAAGCUGGACCACCCCCCUUACGAUUUGUUCUACUUCAAAGGCAGCGAGACCAUCCUCUACCGCGACCCCAAUACUCGCACCGGACACGUGUCUCAUGAUGGAGGCAAGAAAUGGGAUGCCAUUAAAGGCCCGGAUGGGAGCAUGGAGCACGCCGUUCUGGAGAUCUGGCCGCACCCUCAUGACCCCAAGCGCGCCUACGUGCUCGGCGAGAAAGGCCAGCACUGGAUAACAACCGAUGGAGCAGAGAGCUGGCGGUCGUUUGAGAUUCCUGCUCUCCCGAACAUGGAUCCGGGCAACGUGCCGCUCGCUUUUAAUGGCUGGGAUUCGAAAAAGGUUAUCUUCAUAGGUAAGGAUUGUUCUUCCAUCAUUGGAUGUGCACCAAAGGCUUGGUAUACCACCGAUGAUUUCAAAACCUGGAAUCCUUUGCAGGAAUGGUUCUACUCGUGCAUGUGGGCCGCGGGCACCCCAGAAUUCGCGCGGGACAUUGAUGUGUCGGAGUCCAUUGGCGAUCGUGUUCUUUGUGUGGUUCCUGGUCAGAUUGGCUCAGGACAUUCCGAACGCUUGAUUUACUCUGACAAUUUCUUCCGCGACGGAGUGGACGGCACUGAUGUUAAUCUGGAUCGAGGAAGACCUGUAGCUGGUCGACAGAUCAUUGCUCGUUCUGUGAAAAAGUACCUGGUAGUCGGGCUUCAGUCGCAGAAAACAACCGAGCAAGCUCUCUACAUCAGUGACGAUUCAAAGGAAUGGCAUCGUGCUGAGUUUCGUGGACACCGAAUCGAAGAAGACGCAUACACAGUGCUGGAGAGUACCAACUACAGCAUCCAAGUGGAUGUGCAAACAUCAUGGCACAAGAACAGCAUGGGUGUGCUCUUUUCGUCCAACUCGAACGGAACUUACUUCACCCCCAACAUCGAGCACACCAAUCGUCGCAACGGAUUUGUAGACUUUGAGAAAGUUGCCGAUAUCCAGGGUAUCGUCAUUGUCAAUACCGUCAAGAAUUGGGAAGAGGUCGAGGGCUCAGAAGAUGCGGAGAAGAAACUGGUCAGCGCAAUCAGUUUUGACGACGGAAGAACGUUCCAGCCGCUCAAGGCGGAUGACAAAAAGCUUCAUAUCCAUUCUAUGACCACAUACAAUGCCCUCCGUGAAUACCCUACCGGCCGAAUGUUCUCCAGCCCCGCUCCCGGCAUCGUCAUGGGCGUGGGUAACACCGGUGACAAUCUGAAGGAUUACUAUGACGGCGACCUUUAUGUCUCCGAUGAUGCUGGCCUCACCUGGCGCCGUGCACUUGAAGGACCGCAUCACUUCGCAUUUGGUGACCAGGGCGGAAUCAUUGUCGCUAUAAAGGAUGACAAGGAGGACACGAACAAGGUUCAUUACUCUCUCAACCACGGCCAGGAAUGGGAGGACCCCAUUAAGCUGGAGCACAAGAUUAGACCCGUUUAUAUAACCACGACCCCAGAGGCUACGAGCUUGAAAUUCCUGCUAGUUGGAAUUUCGGAGAAAAAAGAAAUUAUGAUGUAUUCCAUCGAUUUCGAGGGUCUCCAUGAGCGCAAAUGCUCGAAGGACGACCUUGAGCCGUGGUGGGCCCGUUUGGAUGAAGAUGGCAAACCUGAUUGUCUUAUGGGCCAUAAGCAAAAAUAUACACGCCGAAAAGCAAAUGCUGAGUGCUUUAUUAAAGAGGACAAACUGGAGCCACCCACGUUUGAUCGCUGCGAAUGUUCGGCAGAGGACUUUGAGUGUGACUACAACUUUAAGCGCUCCGAAGAUGGCAAGGAUUGUGUACCGGCUGUGCCCCUAACUCCUCCUGCUGGCAAAUGCAAGAACUCCGAUGAUAAGUAUGUGGGUCCCUCGGGCUGGCGAUUGAUCCCUGGCAAUGCUUGCAUUCGCAAGGAUGGCAAGAACCUUGACGAUGAGAUUGAACGCACCUGUGGGAAUUCCACAGGAUCUCCCGUUUCUGACGGCAAGGUUCGUGUUGGAAAAACUCAAUCUUUUGCGGGCAAGAGGCCAGACUAUUACUAUCUGGAUCGCCAGACAAGCAACUCCGGAGAUGAUGAAACUGUCUUCCUGAUCACCGAAAAGGGUGAGGUGUUCAUUUCUCGAGACCAUGGUAAUGUUUGGGAACAACCAAAGGCCCUCAAGGACGAGAAAUUCGUGGCAAUCAUCCCGCAUACCUACUACAGCGAUGCGGCCUACUUCUUGACAGCCAAGGAUACCGCCUACUCGACAAUCAACCGGGGAGAGACAUUCAAUAAGUUGAAGGUGCCCACGUCUAUUCUGGACAGAGGGAAGUACGAUCCACCCCCUAUGGCUUUCCAUGAAAAGGAAAUGGAUUGGAUCAUCUGGAUUGGCAAGGAUAAAUGCAAGUCGGACGACUGUCUUCCCAGUGCCUACUUGUCUCGGAAUCGCGGUGCUAGCUGGGAGGGUCCCGACCUUCGUGGAGUUGGACAGUGUUCUUUUGCAUAUCAUAGCCCUGAUCGAGAUGACAAGAAUCUCGUCAUCUGUGAACAGUAUGAAAAGGAGAGCAAAAACAACAACCUUCAGCUGGUCUCUACCGAAUUAGAGAACGGCUGGUUUGCUGAUCGCAAGGUGAUCAAUCCCAGCAUCGCCCACUUUGUCACUAUGAACAAGUACGUGAUCGUGGCGACCAAGUUUGUGAGCGAGAAGCGGCAAGACUUCCUGAAUCUCAGCACCAGCUUGGAUGGCCGCGUCUGGGCAGAGGCUCACCUGCCUGUCAACGUCGAUGUUCCCAGCUACACGGCACUCCCAGGGUCCGAUCAUGCUCUAUUCAUGUUUGUUCAAACCGGCUCGGAGAAAGGCCGCCGGUUCGGUUCAUUGGUUAAGAGCAAUAGUAACGGUACGUAUUUCGUCUCCAGUCUCGGAGCAUUGAAUGAGGACGACUCGGGCUAUACCGACUACGAGAAGAUGGCUCAUCUUGAGGGUGUCAUCAUUGCCAAUAUCGUUGCAAAUGUGGAUGAUGUGAAGGACAAGGGCACAGCCAAGAAGCUCCGCACUGCUAUCACUCACAAUGAUGGUGGUCAAUGGGCAUACCUUCCGCCCCCCUCUCGUGAUGUCGAUGACAAGAAAUUCGAUUGCUCCGUCACCGAGGGCAAAGGAACCGAGGCAUGUGCGCUGCAUCUCCACGCAUAUACUGAGCGUGUCGACUGGCGGGAUACCUUUUACUCCGGUUCUGCUGUCGGAAUGAUCAUCGGCGUUGGCAACGUGGGCGAAUAUCUCGGGAGCGGCGAAGAUGCCGAUACUUUCUUCAGUAAUGACGGCGGUAUCACUUGGACCAAUGUCAAGAAGGGACGGUAUAUGUACGAAUUUGGCGACGCCGGAUCCGUGAUCGUACUUGUCCGCGAGUUUGAAAAAACCAACGAGAUCUUCUACAGCCUCGACGAGGGCAGGAAAUGGGAACCUUUCAAGUUUACGGAGGAUCCGGUCUUUGUUCUCGAUAUCUCAACUGUCCCCUCGGAUACCUCCAAGCGUUUCCUCCUAUGGGCCAAAUCAAAGGCCUCUGAUGACGAAUACUUCACCAUUCCUCUUGACUUCAGUGGUCUCUGGGACCGCGUAUGCACCCCACCUGAUGGGGAAGAGCCGAGCGACGACUACUAUCUGUGGACUCCCAAGCACCCGCUGCAGGAGGACAACUGCUUGUUUGGACAUGUUGAGCAGUAUCAUCGCAAGAAGCCCGGUAUGGAAUGCUGGGUCGAUUGGCGCGAGCCACAUGUUCACCGAGUAGAAGGCUCGAACUGCACCUGCUCUCGUGCAGACUAUGAAUGUGACUUCAACUAUGAAAUCCAGAGUGAUGGUAGCUGCCAACUUGUGCCGGGGCUCCAGAAGCCGGAUCACAGUCUCCAGUGCCAGGACGAUCCCGAGCAGGUUGAGUACUGGGAACCGACUGGAUACCGACGUCUCCCUCAGACGACCUGCCAGGGAGGUCUUGCUCUUGAUAAACUGAAACCUUUGCCCUGUCCCAACAAGGAGAAGGAAUUCGAGAAAAAGCACGGCAUCAGUGGCGUUGGGCUCUUCUUUGCGAUCGUGACCCCAAUUGCCGCGGCGGUAGGCAUUGGGUACUUCGUUUACACACGAUGGGACGGCAAGUUCGGGCAGAUCCGUCUCGGUGAGAGCUCUGGCUCAUCAGAGAGUUGGUUCGCCCGCGAUUCGAUAUUAGUCGCGAUCCCUGUGGCCAUCAUCGCAGGCAUUGUAGCCGUCGCUCAGUCCCUGCCGCUUCUGGCUUCGAGUUUAUGGCGCAGUGUCUCUGGUCUUGUACGCGGUCGCAGUCGUGGCUACCAGCGGCCGUAUGCCACCCGGGGCUCGUUUGCCGCGCGCCGCGGUGACUACACUCAUGUUGUGGAUGAUGAGGAUGAGCUGCUGGGGGCGGAUGAUCUCGAUGACGAUGAGGAGUAA
This is a messenger RNA of Penicillium macrosclerotiorum, 4506 nucleotides long. RefSeq names its product vacuolar protein sorting/targeting protein 10. Gene Ontology annotation, molecular function: protein binding. NCBI's taxonomy places the organism in Eukaryota, Fungi, Ascomycota, Eurotiomycetes, Eurotiales, Aspergillaceae. The record is from RefSeq and is a predicted model, not a curated record. Gene Ontology annotation, cellular component: membrane; Golgi apparatus. Gene Ontology annotation, biological process: protein targeting to vacuole; Golgi to vacuole transport; Golgi to endosome transport. Bases 1 to 4506 code for a protein of 1501 amino acids. The transcript is spliced from 2 exons.